AUGAGAGACUCCUCAACAACAUCUACGAAAUCCUCACCGUUAUGGAAACCAUUUGCCUCAAACUGUUGCUCCGUCGAUGACCAAGCUGUCUUUGGCAAUCUCAGCCGUUGCGACCUUCAAGAUCAGAGUUCUCCAAGAACCAUCUUGGACCACUUCCUUCCUUCCGACGGCUCUCCUUUGCUGAUCUAA
This is a messenger RNA of Eruca vesicaria subsp. sativa (arugula), 189 nucleotides long. The record is from the annotation of a GenBank genome assembly. Lineage: Eukaryota; Viridiplantae; Streptophyta; Magnoliopsida; Brassicales; Brassicaceae.